Messenger RNA from Neurospora crassa OR74A, 528 nucleotides. RefSeq lists its product as hypothetical. The transcript has a single exon. Bases 1 to 528 code for a protein of 175 amino acids. The record is from RefSeq and is a predicted model, not a curated record. Lineage: Eukaryota; Fungi; Ascomycota; Sordariomycetes; Sordariales; Sordariaceae.
AUGCCGUUCGCGUGCCGGUUCCUGAGCUUGACUUAUCUAUCCUUCCUCCUCUUCACCACCCUCCUGACGGCCGAAUUCACCAACUCCUUCACAAGUCUCAGCUACGGCUCAGCCGUCCGAUUAACCUGGGACACUACCACCGCUCUCGUACCGCCCGAGUCCUACCCACUGUUCAUCACCGCACAGCUCAUCGAGAAUAUCGAGACUGAUGUUGGCAGUGGGGACACUGGGACGGUGACGGUAUAUAGGAUGAAUAUCACGACGGAAAUCAAUUCCUCCUCGAAUAACGCAUUUGAAUGGACUGGAAUCCCAUCACCCCUUCGCUGGUCACCCCAGGGACUUUUCCAGGUUGAACUCCACGGGUCUGCGGAUGGGACGCCCCUGGCGAAGUCUCCGUUCUUCACACUUGGUCAGCCGCCGUAUGCUGAUGGGACGGAGGGGAGCAAGCCUUCCAGUUUUCCAGGAGAGGAGGUAUGUUUUCUUGUUCUUCGAUCAGCGCCAUAUCGAAGGGAGAAUAGUGCUGACUGA